AUGGGGGAGGACACCUCCAUGUCGGACUACACGUGCUCGGAGGACGAGGGCGCCUCAGGGCGCCGGCUGGGAGCCGCGGGCGCCGCGUGCACCGAGGACGCCGCAAGGCAAAACAAGGGAGGUAAGCCGCGGUCAGCGGGCAUGACAUUAAGGUUCCGAACGGGAACGACCCAUAAACGGCCGUUGGCCGCUACAUCAGCGGAUGAGGACGCCCCGGCCGUGGCGCAUAAAGUGGCCUCCUCUUCGACGAGGGGCCGCGUUAGGCGCCCGGUAGGGGUGUACAGCUUCCUCAAGGAGGCAAAAGACUACCUGGCUGAUGGGGGGGAUAGUGAGGGGGAGGACCCCGACCCAACCUACCGUCCAAGCGGUAGGAAGACGAGCCCCGUAGUGGCCUCUGCAAAAGCCUCUGACGACGGGACCCCCGACGCCCUAUCCAGGGGCACGGUCGAGGCCCUCGCCGAGGAGGCUCUCAAAAGUGUAGAAAAGAUUAAGGAGGAGAUUAAGAAGAGUAGCCACCUAAAGGGUACCGUGUGGGGCCAAAUUAACCGGGCCACUAAAUGCGUUGUUGAAGCGGUUGAGGGCCUCCGCGAUAUAACGCCAGAUGAAGAGCAGCGCAGGCUCCGCGCGGACAAUGCUCGCCUUUCAAGGGAGCUGGAUAUUGUCCGCAACGAGCUGCGUGCCUUCAAGCAGGCGUACGUGGAGUCGCAGCGGAAGUCCGCUGCAGCCCCGAAAGAGGCCACAGGGCCACAGCAGCCCAACUUUGAGGAGGUGCUAAGAUACGCUAUGGAGGAAAUGAAGGGGCAACUCCUGCAGUCGGUAGGCGGGAUGAUCAAUGCCCGCCUACAAGACCUGGAGAUGCGCCUUCCUCCGGAGCCCGUCAUGAGGCCCCCCCUGCGUGCCGACCAACGGCAGCCGCCGCCGCCCCGUCACAAGUCCCGGUCGGGGCUCGUGGAGGGCGCCAUGGAGGUGGAUGGGGAAGCCCAGCCAUCCCCGGCGCCCACACCUAGGGCGGUAAAGAAGGCGCCGAAGAAGGGCGCUGCAAAGCGGCCGACUGCCCCCCCGCCACCUCCUCCCUCCAAGGGAAAACAGGGGGCAGGACAGGCAGACGCGACCCCUCCCCCCCCAACCGCUGGAACAAGUGGAGAGGGGGAAGCCCAGACGGGGACUGUGGGCAACUCCUGGUCCGAGGUUGUCCGGCGGAAGAAGAGGGGAAAUGCCGCUGUCGCUGCUUAUUCCCCCUCCUCAGCCGGAACAACCCGGCAGAUCGCCCCGGCCCCACCAAAGGCCGUUAAAAUCGUGGCCCCAAAAACCGCGGCCAUAGUGGUGACCCUCAAGAAAGGGGCCACCAUGACCAAUGCGGAAGGGGCCACGACUGACGCGAAGUACACCGAGGUCCUGGCAAAGGCCAGGACGCGAAGUACACCGAGGUCCUGGCAAAGGCCAGGUCCUCGAUAUCCCUGA
Molecule: messenger RNA, 1461 nt
Organism: Papilio machaon (common yellow swallowtail)
Lineage: Eukaryota; Metazoa; Arthropoda; Insecta; Lepidoptera; Papilionidae
Product: spermatogenesis-associated protein 21-like
Exons: 1
Coding region: 1-1461 (486 amino acids)
Source: RefSeq, a predicted model, not a curated record